UUUACUUAUGAUUCAUGAUAUAAAAACUAUUACGAAUAUUUAAAUAAUACAGUUACCGGCUUCAUAGUCAAGCUUUAACCUUGUUUGAUAUAUCUGAUGACAAAGUGAUAUUAUUUAAUUAAAUUGUGAAAAGAAAGUAUAAGAAUAUAGUUAUUUUUAUAAUGAAUCUUUAUGCUGAAAUUCAAAAAGUAACACAAAUACCUCAAACAGAUGAAAAUAUUGUAUUCGUGCGUCGGAAAGAUUCUUAUGAACAAAAUCUAAAAUUAAAGAAGAUCAAAGUUCCACAAAAUGUAAAUUUAUAUGAUUUUAAUGAUACUAAUGAUAGCAGUCGUGAAAUAUGUAACACUUUGCCUUCUAAGUAUUUAUUACAUGAAAAUGAAAUUGCAUCCAGUAUUAAAGAAGCUAAUUAUGGUAUUAAUUAUUCAAAUGAGUAUCUUCAAGAUCAUUGGAAAAUUAGACAAAUGGAAGCUAGUUUAAAUAUUAAAUCUAACAAUGACUGUAAAAAUUCAACUACAGAAAUUCAUAAGCAAAUUACUAUAUUAAAAACUGAUAAUAAAAAUGAUAUUGAUUGUAAAGAUAUUGAGGAUAAGGAAAAUAUUUUAAAAGAAUGUGGACUUCACAAAAAUGCGGUAAUUAGAAGCCUUUUAAAAAGCCAUAUAAUAUCAUUAAAUGAUUUACAAAUACCAAACAAUUGUAAAAAUAUAAAAAUUAAGAAUACCAAUCUGCAGAAUCAAAAUAUUUUUUCAUCGAAUAAUUUAUUACAAAAAGAUACUAUGAAAUUAGUUCAAUGUCCAGAAGAUCCAGAAGUAUUUGUUCAAUCUUUACAAGUUCAUGGUCAUAUAGAUGAAAAUAAAUAUAAUGAUAUUGAUUUUUGUGUACCACACAUAGGUAAAAAACAAAUUGUUACAUCACGACAAUUUUUUAUUAAUAUGGAUGACUCUGAUUUUGAUUUUAUAAAAAAAAAUAUAGCAGAUAAAAAAUAAAUAAAUAAUAUUAAUGUUUAAAAAUAAUAUUUUUUUAACUUUAAAGAAAAUAACUUUUAUCAAAAGUAAAUACUUUAAGACUGUUCAUUUCAUUACAUACAUUUCAUUAAAUUUGAUACAUUGAAUAAGAUUAAAUUAAA
Messenger RNA from Apis mellifera (honey bee), 1123 nucleotides. RefSeq lists its product as uncharacterized. Lineage: Eukaryota; Metazoa; Arthropoda; Insecta; Hymenoptera; Apidae. The record is from RefSeq and is a predicted model, not a curated record. The coding region runs from base 162 to 983 and encodes 273 amino acids. The transcript has 5 exons.